AUGACUUUAUUACAAGCGACAACUCUGCCGUUUAAAGUUAGGGCAAGAUAUGGCUGGUCAGGCCAAACGAAGGGAGAUUUAGGUUUUCUAGAAGGAGACAUUAUGGAAGUUACUAGAGUAGCUGGGGAUUGGUUCUAUGGAAGAUUACUUAGAAAUAAAAAAUGUGCUGGUUACUUUCCAAACAACUUUGUGAUACCGUUAGAAGAACGUCUAAAUGAGGCGAUUCCACUGGUGGCAGAUAUGUCUAACACGGUCUCUUCUAAAGUCUCAAUUCCACCUGUACCAUCAAGAUCUGUCCAUAAACAACAAUCCAAAAUGACUUACUCUCAAUCUUCUCCCACUUUGCCUAAACUUUCUAGGAGAUCAACUGAUAUAGAACAGAGUUCAAGAACAAGGGAUGAUAUAGGUGAUUACAGUAUGAAACGGCCUUCUUAUAGGCGCCAAGAUCCUUCUGAAAGCAAGGAUAAUAGCAUAUAUAUGAAACGAUCAAGUAGGGGUUCAAGACUGCAGGAGUCAUUAAAUGGUCCAUUACCUCCUUUACCACCCUUACCGAAGUUUUCGAAACAAACAGAUAAAGCAAAAACACCAAUUAAAUCAUACCCAUCAAAUGACAUAAACAAAUCCCAUUCACGAGAUUAUGCAUACUAUGAAGACAAUCAGAAAUUUUACGAUGGAUUUUAUCCAAAUAAGAAAUCAGCUGUGAGUGAUAGUAAUUCUUCCUCUUCAGCGGGCCUUUUCUCGAAUUCUCACUAUAUGGAUAAUUCAAUGUCAAGUAGUGAGAAUAGUUUUGCCCUAAUGAGUGAUUUUAGCGCGACAAGUGCUGGUAGUUUUGCAAGACAUAAAUAUGCACAAUCAUUUACAGAUUCCUUUGAAAAAUCUCAAGCCGUCGCCUCCAAUAACGAGCAAUAUAAUAAUACUCUUAAUAGUAGUAGCAGAAUGGGUGGUUUACUACGAAAGAUAAUACCGAUGGGAAAGAGUGGUAAUGUAUCUAAUGAUAAUGACGGCGAAAACUAUCCAAAGUUGCCAGAUUUAGAAGAUUUGAAUAUAUCAAGAUCGCAUGAUGAUGCUAGAGAUUGGGUAACAGUUAAGUCCCAUAUUAAUAGAUCAAGAACUUUAACGAAAUACGAAAAGCAUCCGAGAUAUAUGAGAGCUUUGGAAAAUAAUAGAGAUUUGGUAUUACAUCCUCAGGAUUCUAUUUAUAAUGGAUUAAACACCAAUGAAGUCAAGGCUAAUGGGCAACCAGGUAUUGUUGAUAUUGAACUUACUGAACUGAACAGAGAAUACAUAGAUAGUAUGACAAGAAAAAGAUGUUUAAAGGAAGGUUCCUUAAGAUUGGACACAUGGGCACAAACUACUUUUUCCGCAAGAUAUGCCUCUACAAUUGAAAAAUUAAGAGGAAUCUACAUUUUUUGCACAGAAAUGUUUGCUUUGAUUGAUGAUAAUGGGGAAUCGGAUUUUUCUCACGAGCCUUCUAAUCUAGACAAAAAGAUAUAUCAGAAAUACUGCACUCCAUAUGAACUAACCUGGAUAUUCAAGAAGUUGACUAAUGCAUUGGGGAUUACAUGUGAAAUUGUGAUCGGGUUUUUAAAGACACCAGGAAUCAAUAUUAAUGAAUUCAAGUACAACCAUUGCUGGUUAAGAGUUUUAGUUAAUAAGGAAUGGCGAUUGGUUGAUGUUAUCUUAGGUAACAUUACUAAUCCUAUCCAUGAAUUUGUCAACAACAGAAAGGCCAAAAAGGCCGAAGAGAGCUACUUUUUGGCGCAACCAUUAGAAUUUAUUUAUACACACGUACCACCAAGGGAAUUUGAACAGCAUAUUGUACCAAGCAUCGAUCAAUUAUCGGUUCUUUAUUUACCCCUUGUCUUCCCUUCAUAUUUCAAGAAUGCUCUAAAGCUCUACAAAUAUAGUACAGCAUUGGCAUAUCUUGAAGAUUCUGAGGUUUACGAAUGCCAACUAGAAAUUCCGAGUGAUAUUGAAAUAUUUGCUUCUGUCGGUCCUUCAUUUAUAGAUGACGAGAAAUCAGAAACAUUUAAAAACAUGGAUUUGGCACUUACCCAAGUUAAGAAGCAUAAGACUGAUAGUUCCCGUCGCAUAGCCAUUAUAAAAGCAGUACUACCGCCUGGAGUUAAAGAUGGUUUGUUAUAUAUUCAUUCCGGACUUAGAGGCACUCAAAUUACAAUUGCCAAUGUCCAUCCAUUAUCUAUGAUGAUUUCUUUGUCUCAUAAAGGGAACGAAUCUAAAUUUGAAUUUGUUACAAGACUCCCCUCUGAAAAUCUUCAAAAACUUGAAUUAUACAUUUUGGAACCACAGAAUAAAUAUUUAUUCACAGAUAACGAAUACAACUUUGAAGUUAUCCAGCAACCAUUCGAUGGUGUCAUGUAUAAUGCAUCUGGUAAGACUCAAAAUCAAAUGCAAAAAUUAGCGAUCCAAUCACCUUCAGGCAAAAUUUAUGAACUAAAUAAAAAUGAUCCUAAUUUUGCUUAUGGAACUUGGAAAGCUAUCAUUAAAGCUAAAGAAAAGGGGAAGUGGACCGGAUUAGUUGUCGCCGAUUCGGGAAUUGGCUGGUGUCCUUUUGCCCAAUGGUCUUGUAUUUGA
Messenger RNA from Naumovozyma castellii, 2595 nucleotides. It is a transcript of the gene CYK3, whose product is annotated as Cyk3p. The record is from RefSeq and is a predicted model, not a curated record. Lineage: Eukaryota; Fungi; Ascomycota; Saccharomycetes; Saccharomycetales; Saccharomycetaceae. The transcript has a single exon. The coding region runs from base 1 to 2595 and encodes 864 amino acids.